Messenger RNA from Microcebus murinus (gray mouse lemur), 2527 nucleotides. NCBI's taxonomy places the organism in Eukaryota, Metazoa, Chordata, Mammalia, Primates, Cheirogaleidae. The record is from RefSeq and is a predicted model, not a curated record.
CCGCAGGCCGAGCGGCCGCCCGAGCCGCGGAAGGAGGUCCUCAGCCCGGCUUUUGAGAUGAUGGGAUUGGGAAACGGGCGCCGCAGCAUGAAGUCGCCGCCCCUCGUGUUGGCUGCCCUGGUGGCCUGCAUCAUCGUCCUGGGCUUCAACUAUUGGAUUGCGAGCUCGCGAAGUGUGGAUCUCCAGACGCGGAUCGUGGAGCUGGAAGGCAGGGUCCGCAGGGCGGCCGCGGAGAGGGGCGCCGUGGAGCUGAAGAAGAAUGAGUUCCAGGGAGAGCUGGAAAAGCAACGGGAGCAGCUCGACAAAAUCCAGUCCAGCCACAACUUUCAGCUGGAGAGCGUCAACAAGCUGUACCAGGACGAAAAGGCGGUUCUGGUGAAUAACAUCACCACGGGUGAGAGGCUCAUCAGAGUCCUGCAGGACCAGUUAAAGACUCUGCAGAGGAAUUAUGGCAGGCUGCAGCAGGAUGUCCUCCAGUUUCAGAAGAACCAGACCAACCUGGAGAGGAAGUUCUCCUACGACCUGAGCCAGUGCAUCAAUCAGAUGAAGGAAGUGAAGGAGCAAUGUGAGGAGCGAAUAGAAGAGGUCACCAAAAAGGGAAAUGAAGCUGUAGUUUCCAGAGACCUGAGUGAAAAAAAAGACCCAAGUCAGCAGCUCCAAACUCUCAGCAAGCCUCAGCCCAGGCUGCAGGGAGCAGGCCUGCUACAGGCAGAGGUGCCACAAAGGGAAGGAAACACACCCAGUGAUGGUGAGUCCCAGAUGCCAACCCCCAGUUCUAAGGUGGCUUUGGAAUUGAAGAGUCGAGGUAAGAAAGAGGAAACUAAUGAGAUCCAGUUUGUCAGCGAGAAGGAGCCUCAGAGGGACAGCCUGGGGCUGCCACAGGAGCCAGGCCAGGAGCAGGCUGUGGAGGACAGACCUGUGGGCGGAAGAGACUUGGGGAGAGCCAGAGAACUAAGCCGAACCCCACAAGUACCAGCUGCCCUGUUGCUGAGCCAGGAAAAUCAGGAGACUGAAGACCCUGAGCGGGACCAGCUUGUCAUUCCCGAUGGGCAGGAGGAGGAGCAGGAUGCUGCUGAGGAAGGGAGAAACGAGCAAAAACUGGGAGGAGAUGAUGACUACAACAUGGAUGAAAAUGAGGCGGAAUCUGAAACAGACAAACAGGCAGCCCUUGCAGGGAAUGACAAAAACCUAAAUGAAUAUUUCCUCAGAAAUACCUUCCAGUUCACAAAGUUUUCUUCAGCUAUACCUUAUCUGCUCUUUAACUGGUAAGUUUUUUAGUUAUUUUUUUCUGCAGGUGCUCAUUCAUGGUAACUUGCUUGCUUGUGUGUUUUGUGCUUUUUAACUGUGAGCUACUAGUUUUCUUGGGACUUUUUCUGUGGUCUUUAAGGGUUGAGUUAGUUACAUUUCACUGAAUGUGGUGGCCCUACCAGUUGAAAUGAGGGCACUACAGACUCACAGCCUCCUUAAAGUAAAUUCUCUAAGUUUUUUGGAUCAUAUAGGAAAUGUGAAUUCAAAUUAUAAACCUUCAGACAUCUUGUGGUUAGUCCUCAUGUGGUUAAGAUGCCCCCCCAUUUCACACACAGGGCUUUCUUUGCUGUCCCAUUUUCAGGUUAGCUUUUUUCCCAUUAUCUUUCAACCAGGGAUACGAGCCUUUGUGUGUCUGUGUGUGUGUGUGUGUGUGUGUGUGUAGGGUCUCCUACUUGACACCCCACCUUGAGUAUAGCCCAAGUUGUUAGUUUCUGUACCCCUGCACCUUUUGAAGCUAUGAAGGGAGAAGCCUAGUAUCUUCAGGCCUCAGUGUCAGGGCCAAUGCUGGCUUUGAUGCUUACCUUCCCUUCAUUUUUGGCCUUGCAGAUGCCUUCUUUUUUUACCAUAUGGGCAAUGCAUUAUUUUUAAUGUUUUAGUAUUUAAAAAAAUUUUUUUAAGUUUUCAUUUUGAAAUGAUUUAGAUUUUAAAGUACAGUAAACAAGAAUUUCUGUAUACUCUUCAUCAGGGUUUCCCCAAAUGUUAACAUCUUAUAUAACCACAGUACAAUUACCAAAAUAAGGAAAUUAAUGUUGAUAUAAUGCUAUUAUCUAAUCCAUAGACUUUAUUCAAAUUUAAUGAAUGUCCAACUAAUCUUUUUUCUCAUCCAAGAUUUAAUCCAGGAUCACACACACUGCAUUUAUUGUCAUACCUCUUUAGUGUCCCUUAAUCUGGAGCUGUUUCUGUCUUUAUCAUUCAUUUCGUCCAUUUUUUUUUUUUGAAGUACAAUGGCCCAGUUGUUUUGUAGACAGUCCUUUAAUUUGUGUUUGUCCGAUCCAGCAAUGCAUUCUUAAACAUUGUCUUUUGUAUUUAUCCGGGAUGUCAGUUGUUUCAGUUGGCACAGUUGUUUGGAGUUUCUAGAAAUGUAAGUCCUAACUUGAUUUUUAAGUUAUUUUUCAAGGACUUUGAGGUAAUUUUUUUUAAAAGGCAAAAAACUAACACAUUAGCAGUAAGAAUAAGUAAAUAUAGAGUCUCUCCAUCUUUCUAUUCUUGGUGUCAUUUA